AUGUCUGCUGAUCCAAGGCUUGCAAACGAAGAAGAGGAGGAAGAUUUCAGUGAAGUCAAUUGUACAUUCGGUUUCUUCGAUCCAGUACCAGCAGAUGCUAUGACAAUUAGUGUAUUUAUGCCAAGAUACGUCCCAAUUAACAGACUUGAAGUUGCAAGAGCAAUUGCAUGUCAAAAUCGUGUUGGCACUACAAUUAAGGAGCAACUUGAAAAUGGUAUGCCAGGAGAUAAUUUCUUUGGCUUUAAUUCAGUUCUUAAUCUCGGUGUUUACAAAGAUGUUUUACCAAGCUUUGAUGCAUUAAUUAAAUGA
Messenger RNA from Trichomonas vaginalis G3, 309 nucleotides. RefSeq names its product BRCA2 and CDKN1A interacting protein family. The transcript has a single exon. Lineage: Eukaryota; Parabasalia; Trichomonadida; Trichomonadidae. Gene Ontology annotation, cellular component: nucleus. The coding region runs from base 1 to 309 and encodes 102 amino acids. The record is from RefSeq and is a predicted model, not a curated record.